Sipha flava (yellow sugarcane aphid) is the source of this 1582-nucleotide messenger RNA. RefSeq lists its product as uncharacterized. The transcript is spliced from 2 exons. Bases 877 to 1362 code for a protein of 161 amino acids. The record is from RefSeq and is a predicted model, not a curated record. NCBI's taxonomy places the organism in Eukaryota, Metazoa, Arthropoda, Insecta, Hemiptera, Aphididae.
UCAGGCCAAUCCAAGGCGGUAUGAUGACCUGUCUGGAGAGGGCGUCCGUGACGCCCGACGAGUCUUUGUAAAGAGUUAUAGUUGUUACAUACUUUGUUUGUUUUUAAGUGUUUUGUAAUUUGUUGUUGCGUUGUAAUAUAUUGAGCCUAAGGUUAACAUUCGUCUAACGUUAUUCCUACUAAUCUCACAUUUUGGGGGCCUGUCCGGGAUCGUAGUCGAAAAUCUGUUAUUCUGAAUUGUCUAGCCUGUGCGAAGAGACCCGUACCGAUUGUCUUGUUCGCGAGUGCCGUUUGUUUAUGUAAUAGUGCGUGGUUCGAAAUUCGCCGCUUACUCGUGUCUUAAAUUGUCGUUCGACAUACACGGUAGGCCUUUGUUGUGUCAUGCAUGGAAAAAACGUGGUGCGUUUGAGGUUGUUGUACAUCGCCAUUUGCAUUACCUCAAAUUGUCGUUUAUCGGCAACGAAGUUUAUCGUAUCAGUACUGUGGUUAUUAGCUAACCUACCGUGGUAUUUGCAUCAAGUGAUGUGAUUGCGCGAGUUGUGAGCUGUUAUCAUUGAUAAAGCACGAACCGCGAUUACGGCUAAUUGUUGUUAGUGUGCUGUGUGAUCGUGAGAAUUCCGUUCAUAUAAUGCCUACUCGUAAACAGAAGUCAGUGGCCAGGAAGCAAACUUAGAGCAUUAAUAUUUUUCACGUCGAGACUGAAGCUACAAGUAGCAAUACGAUCAAAUUCGGCGAUGUCCAAGAUGCGUUGUUACCUUACACGGGUGAGGGUUAUUGUUCGGUGGUGAAGUGGCUCAGUGACUUCGAUGAAAUGGCGUUGUUGUGCGCUUGAUCAGACCUACACAAGUUUGUUUACUGUAAACACUUGCUCUCAGGAAUGGCACAGGCUUUUGUUAGGUCAGAAGAUGGUUUGAGCUCAUGGUCAGUGUUACGCACUUGGUUGCUUAGUGAGUUCUGUAGUCGGCUAACAGCAGAUGUUCACCAAUUGCUCUCCACCGAUUUUAAGCAGCAAAAUGAAACGUUGCAGUACCUGUGUCGCAUGCGUGAAUUGGCAAUGCAAGGAGGUGUCUCUGAUGACGCGCUGAUUGACUACAUUAUUUGUGGAAUUUUAGAUGUGGUUGUCAGCAAUAGUAUACUAUAUGGUGCAUCGUCAGUAGUUGUAUCAUAUAAAGAAAAACUUAAUUUUAUAAUAAAAUCUAAAAAAUAUAAUAAUUUACUGACAGAAUUAAGUGAUAGUAUAGUAAUAAGAGAAGCAGAAAAAAACUAUACUUUAAAAUGUCCGACACCAGCUGGUCAAUACUAUUGGGUGGUUCAGCAUUUCAAGGCUGAUAAAAUUGCUAAUGUUCCGCCUCAGGAAAGAUGAUAUUAAAUAUGAAAUCUUAAAUAAUUGUGUAUUAACCAUUUUCAAUUUUUAGCUGGAAACAUGCUGAAUGUUUAAUUAAAAUGACAUCAGAUCAAAAGAGCAACUACAUAAAUAUAAACAACACUCUACAAUCAACAAUCGAGCUAAUUUUAGAUCGUUUUAUGGCUGACCCGAAAAAAAAAAUGAUGACCAAUAAAAAUUUGAAUUGAAUUUGAAUUGA